This is a messenger RNA of Psilocybe cubensis, 1518 nucleotides long. RefSeq lists its product as uncharacterized. The transcript has a single exon. NCBI's taxonomy places the organism in Eukaryota, Fungi, Basidiomycota, Agaricomycetes, Agaricales, Agrocybaceae. The coding region runs from base 1 to 1518 and encodes 505 amino acids. The record is from RefSeq and is a predicted model, not a curated record.
AUGUCCCUAAAAACUGACUUCAAACUACUAGCGAAAGGAUCAUCAAAUGUUAAUCUCCAAGCUCAAUCUUCUGACCUACUCUCACGGGUCCCGCCUGAGAUUACCACAGAAAUAUUUCUGAACGUCUGCGACCGUACAAUUCCCCCUACACUGGCCAAAACUUCUCCUAAAUUUGAUCUCCUGAGGGUGCCUUUGCCAAUUGUGUAUCCGUUAAUGCUGGGGAAAAUUUGCAAAGAGUGGCGGAGGAUAGCAUGGGCAUGUCCUCUCCUCUGGAACGUCAUCCACAUCCCAUUGAGCCUGCGCAAAUACCAGCAGCAGAUUCUUCUCCUUUCCCAAUGGCUCGAGCGCUCAGCUGGCUGUGCGCUCUCCAUCUACCUCGAGAUGCACGACGGCGAGGGAUUGUGGUGCGGAAGCGACUAUCUCCGCAGCCUUUUUGCACUUCUGGUUGAACAUUCCGACCGAUGGGAGCAUAUCGAUAUCUUCCUGCCCAAGCCAUCGAAAGGAGUUCUCAGUGGUGCCUGCCUGCGUGUACCCUUACUCCGCUCGGCGUGCAUACGCGCAUUGAAUAGCGUCGACGUUCCCCUCGAAUUUCUAGAGUGCUCUCCGAAUCUGCGUUCUCUCGAGCUAAAGAGAAUUUCACCGAAAGGGGUCGACUGCCAGAAUCUCACUCGACUUGUUGCUAGCUUCGUAUCCACCACCGACAUCCUGUUCACUCUGCAAGCCGCACCAAAUUUGCAGUACUGCGAGCUGAGUAACACGUAUGGUACGCCUGACUCCGCGCUCCCUAUACUUCAGUUUUGUUUGCCCGCUCUCAAGACGUUAAAGCUCCGGGACUGUCAUUCCUCUGCACUUUGGCCGCACUUUGGUAUUGCACCACAGCUACGAGAUCUUGAAAUAUCUGAAUGGAACGACCAACUUGACCUAGAAGCGAUGUCGUCUUUCCUGAGUCGCACACAGUGCCACCUGCAAAAUUUGGCCAUCGCUACUGGAGACAGUAUGGAUCAGACAGGGCUGCAAAAUCUUCUGCAGGCUCUCGAUUCUUUGGUAUCCUUGGAGUUUCAUUAUCUGUUCGUUCGCGAUGACACGCAUCUUUUUCGUUCCUUUCUGGAGAUGUUUGAGCCAGAUAGUGGCCACCCCUUAAUUGAUGCGCAGAAUGAUGAUGCAGCAGCAGCAGACGACCAGGAAGACAAGUCCCAAAAAGAGGCGUCGAUAUUUUUGCCCAACCUCCGAAAGCUUGGGUACCAACUACCCCUCAACACAGACGAAGCCGACCUCCAGAAGCUGAUCGCAAUCAUCACCAAAAGAUGGAAGCAUGGCGAUCCUACACCUACCCGCAGAUGCACAGCUGAUCAUUCAAUUUCAGGCGGACGGAAGCGUUUUGCCCGACUGGAGGCACUGCGCUUCGAUCCCUCGAUAUCCACUUCUCAGAUACUUGAUCCUCUUCGGAAAGAAAUGGAAGGUGGAUUAAAAAUUACAUUCGACCUCCCCUUUAUAGAUUCUGAAGAUGAGGAUCCAUGA